GUCACUAACUCGAGGUCGUCAGACGAGUGUAGUUGGGACACCAGGGAUAACCAUGCACUUUGCCACCAUUCUACUGCUAUGUACAGGAGCCGUGUUCUUCGCUAGAGGGGACCCUGUCAGCGAAGGGGAUGGCAUCCAUCCACGAUCCCCACGUGUCAAGAGAGCCCCUGGCGAUACGGAAAGGGACUGCACAGCGACGCCUCCGUACAUCCCCCCGACGGCUAAAGACACAACAGCCCUGCUGGCCAGUCUGCGGCAGGCCAUGCAGACUAGCGGGUACUUCGCCGGCUCUAUACAGGCUUAUAUUAUUCCUGCAGGAGACGCGCAUCUGAGUGAAUACAUCUCCACACGGGACAAACGUCGUGAGUUCAUCAGUGGAUUUACCGGGUCAGCAGGUACUGCAGUAGUGACGAAUGACGCAUCCGGCGGUAAGGCGGCGCUGUGGACAGACAGUCGGUACUUCCUACAGGGGGAACAGGAGUUGGACUGUAACUGGAUACUCAUGAAACAAGCCGAAGAAGACGUCCCCACUAUAGAAGAGUGGCUGGUUAGUGAGCUGAACCCGGGAGGACGGGUGGGAGUGGACCCACAGCUGGUCUCUAUCAGUACAUGGAAGCAGUACGAUGAUGCUUUACAAGCAGACGGUAUAUCCUUAGUUGGCAGUAGUGGUGGAAACUUGAUUGAUGAUAUCUGGACUGACAGACCGCCACCUUCAACAGCGCCCCUUAUCACUCUCGGUCUGAACUACACAGGGAAGUCCUGGGAAGACAAGCUCACAGACAUACGGGGGAAAAUGACCGAGACAGAGGCGGACGCACUGGUGCUGACUAAACUGGACGAAGUGGCCUGGUUGGUUAACCUGCGAGGCAGUGAUGUUCCGUUCAACCCUGUCUUCUUCGCGUACGCCAUUGUCACUGCCGACACCGCCAAGUUGUACCUGGACAUGAGCAAAGUGACAGAUGACGUGAGAAGUCACUUGCAGCUGGGCUGUACGACAGGUGCGUCAUGUGUGCAGGUGGCGGCGUACGACACCCUCCUGACAGCCGUGGAGGCGCUGGCCGCCGACUCCAACAUCAGGAAGAUCUGGAUCAGUUCAGCCUCUACCACGUAUGCCGUCUUCAGUAAAAGCAAACAGAUCCUUGACGCGUCACCGGUGAUGAAGAUGAAGUCUAAGAAGAACCCAGUUGAACAGCAGGGACUGAAGAAUGCUCACGUCCGUGACGCCGUGGCCAAGUGUGAAUACCUGAUGUGGCUCGAGGAAGCGGUACCUGGUGGAUCUGUGACGGAAAUAUCUGGAGCAGACUAUCUCGAACAACUACGAUCACGACAGCGGGACUACAUGGGCCUCAGCUUCCCCGCUAUAUCAGCCUCAGGGCCCAACGGAGCAGUCGUGCAUUACAGGCCAACUGAAGAGACAAACAGGGCAGUCAAUACAGAAGAUGUUUAUCUAAUUGAUUCAGGUGGUCAAUAUAGGGACGGCACUACUGAUGUAACCAGAACUUUGCACUUUGGGCAGCCGACUGACUAUCAGCGAGAAUGUUAUACCCUGGUUCUUAUGGGUGCCAUCAACGAGUUCCUUCAAGUCUUCAAGCAAGGAACAUUUGGAAUCCGGCUGGACCAGGCCGCUCGGGCUCCCCUGUUUAGCCGCGGGCUGGAGUACGGUCACGGGACGGGGCACGGACUGGGGUCCUUUCUCAACGUGCACGAAGAUCCUUACUUUGGCCGCAGCUCAGGUGUCCCGGUUGGAGAGACGGGAACGUUUAUUACCAUAGAGCCGGGUUAUUAUGAAGACGGACAGUUCGGCAUUCGUUUGGAGACCCUGGCUAUGGUGAGAGAAGCAGACACAAAGUACAACUUCGGCGGUAGAACCUACCUGACCUUUGAACCAAUUACACUGGUGCCGUUUUCAGAGAAAAUGAUCAAAUUUGACAUGCUGAACAUGGAUCAGCUAACAUGGCUGAACGACUACCACAAAAAGGUGCGAGAGACGAUUGGACCUGAGCUUCAGCGUCAGGGAAAGAACGACGUCUAUGAUUGGUUAAUGAAAAACACACAGCCAUUCGAAACGAGCAGGAUAACUAGUUCAGGAGCUAAAGCCGUCUCUUAUGUUUUCAUCAUUGCGUUUGCUGUUGUGUGUAGUAUUUUUAGUACGUAGAUAUAUUGUUGGUUGUAUAAAGCCCUUGUCACACAUUAGGAACCUACUUUUCAGCCAAACAUGGUCGUAGCCUACCUGGCCGAACACCAGCCAACCAAUCCGCUUUUAAUUGCUCCGGACCUACAUUGUACUCCUAACUACCAGGUAUGGUUGAGGGGAGUUCGGUAGUGUUCGGGAGGCCAUAUAAGGCUAUGUGUGACAAUGGCUUUAGACAACAUUACUGAAGUCUAGUUUUCUAUGCACGAAUUUACCGGUGGAUAUUCAUACAUGUACUCAAUCAUAAAGGGCUACGCUAGUGAAGAUUUAGUUCAAAGGGACAUUGCACCAGGUUUGCACAGCAUUCUUAUCUUAUACUACAUA
Messenger RNA from Branchiostoma belcheri (Belcher's lancelet), 2515 nucleotides. Its product is annotated as xaa-Pro aminopeptidase 1-like. Lineage: Eukaryota; Metazoa; Chordata; Leptocardii; Amphioxiformes; Branchiostomatidae. The record is from RefSeq and is a predicted model, not a curated record. The transcript has 22 exons. The coding region runs from base 53 to 2155 and encodes 700 amino acids. Gene Ontology annotation, molecular function: metalloaminopeptidase activity.